AGCCUGAAUAGAAGUGGUAUUGGAUGAUCUACCAUCCAUGUUCCAGGUGGCAGCGGCGAAUGAUAUCCUGUCUCCAUGGAAACCACAGUUCCAAUUCCAACCUCAGCUGCAACUCCAACUUCAUCUCUCUCUCUUUCUCUUUUCUCUUCAAACACCAACCGCACCUCUCUCCAACUCCCCUUCAACUCUAAACCUCCUCCUUCCAUCAUCACACAGCAACAACAACCACCACCCAAUAACCCUAAACUCAAAUUUGCAUUUCAACUACAAAACGACGCCGUUUCGGGCAAGUCGCGAACGACGCUAUUGGGAGGAGCAGAAUUGGAUGUGUCUAGCUUUGUGAAUGUUAUUGAAAGCUUGGGUGAUGCAAAUGCGGUUCAAGAAGGGUUUAAGGUUCAUGCCAUUUUGGUUAAGAACGGUUAUUUUGAUGCUAGUUUAUAUAUUAAGGUCUGUUUGGUUAGAAUGUAUUUUAGGUGUGGGAAAGUUGAGCUUGCGCGGAGGGUGUUUGAUGAAAGUUCUGAGAGAGAUGUUUCUUUGUGGGGUGCCAUGGUUGCUGGUUUUGCACACCAUGGGAUGCGGAUUGAAGCAUUGCAGUAUGUGAGGUUGAUGGUAGAUGAAGGAAUAAUGCCGAAUUCGGCUUUGAUGAUGGGUGUUCUUCCCUUAGUUGGGGAGCUUGGCGCAUUGCGGAUAGGUCAAGAGGCUCAUGCUUACUUAGUGAAGAAGAAAUUUUACUAUGAGCAAGUGCGAAUUCGAACUGCAUUGGUUGAUAUGUACAGUAAAUGUGGGGAUGUUGGUUCGGGGAGGCGAGUUUUGUCUAGCUUGGUAGAGAGAGGUAUAAGUUGUUGGAGUGCUCUGAUUGCGGGUUCUGUCUCGAGUGGGGGGUUUCAAAAGGCGGUGAAGUCCAUGGUUAGAAUGCAGCGAGAAGGGUUCCGGCCUAGUCAUGUCAGUGUUGCUUCUAUCCUUUCGGUUUGUGCACAGUCGAGGGCUCUGAAACGGGGGAAGGAGAUUCAUGCUUAUGCUUUAAAACAUUGGUUUCUGCCUCAUGUCUCUAUAGCUUCUUCGUUGAUGGUGUUGUACUCUAAGUGUGGUUUGAUUGAGUAUUGUAGAAACCUAUUUGAUGGUAUGGAACGAAGGAAUGUGAUCCUGUGGACAGCUAUGUUUGAUGCAUAUGUGGAAAAUGGGUGUUUUCCUGAAGCAUUUGGUGUCCUAAGGUCAAUGCAAUUGACAGAGUAUAGGCCGGACACAGUUACCAUGGCGAGGAUGUUAAGUCUUUGCAGCAAACUAAAACUUGUAAAGCUUGGUAAGGAGAUUCAUGUGCAGGUAUUGAAAAGAGAUUUUGCAUCAGUGCAUUAUGUUUCUGCAGAACUUAUCAAUAUGUAUGGUACCUGUGGACUCAUUGAUAAGGCGAAUUUGGUAUUUGAUGCAGUGCUUGAUAAAGGUUCAAUGACAUGGACUGCUCUUAUAAGGGCAUAUGUAUAUAAAGAAUUUUAUAAAGAUGCAAUUGACCUCUUUGAUGACAUGAUUUCAAAGGGUUGUGCUCCGAACCGCUUUACUUUUGAAGCUGUUCUUUCUGUAUGUGAUAAAGCUGGUUUUGUUGAAGAGGCAAUUAGGAUCUUCAAUUUACUGUCAAGGUAUAAAGUUGAAGCAUCCAAGGAACACUGCGUUUCAAUGAUUCAGCUUCUUACACGUUAUGGUAAACUAGAUGAGGCUCAAAUAUUUGUAGAAAUGAGUUCUUUGUUAUAGCAGAUGCAAUAUGAUCUCCUACUUUGAAAGACUUGAUGGGUUGUAAAGUUACUUCAUCAAAGAUUUUAUAACUUGUAUCAUACUAACUACUUGGACAACUGUAUGAAAAUCAUAAAGUUACUUAGGUUUUGACA
Molecule: messenger RNA, 1877 nt
Organism: Arachis ipaensis
Lineage: Eukaryota; Viridiplantae; Streptophyta; Magnoliopsida; Fabales; Fabaceae
Product: pentatricopeptide repeat-containing protein At1g71460, chloroplastic-like
Biological process (GO): RNA modification
Molecular function (GO): RNA binding; protein binding
Source: RefSeq, a predicted model, not a curated record